UCCGGGGGUGCGGGACGCUCCCUUGCAGAGCCGUGCCCCGUCGCUCGGGAUCCAGCCCGGGUUUUCGGAGCGGCUGCAGCCUCCCGGCGCUCCCGGACGGGGUCCCGGGGCGUCCCGAGCGCUUCUCGGUACCACCACCACCACCACCGCCGCCGCCGCCGCAACUUUGGCGGAGCGGGAUCCGCAGCUCCACCGGGACGCGCCGCCCCCGCGAGGCUCCGGUAACUUUCUGCGGGUUCCCGGGGGGGCGCCGGGGUCCCCGUUGGAUGCGCCGCUGUUGUCCCGCACGGAGACGCGGACGCCGCCGCCGCCCUCCCGGGGCCGCUCGCAGGUUGUCUACAUGCGUGUGUGUGCUGUGCUGACUCACUGACACACUGACAUGCUGACCUACCAGUCCAGAGCUGAGAUGCUGAACUGGACACAGUAUUGCAGAUGAGGUCUCACAAGAGAGGAGCAGAGGGGCAGAAUCCCCUCUCCCUCCCUGCUGGCCGCGCUGCUUUGGAUGCAGACCAGGCACCCCACAUCUUUCUCUGCAGGGCCGCUCUCAAUCACAUCAUCCCCCUUUGUGUACUGAAAAUGGGAAUUGCUCCGACCCAGGUGUAGGACCUUGCCCAUGUUGAACCUCAUGAGGUUCUCACAGCCCCACUUCUCCAGUGUGUCCAGGUCCCUCUGGAUGACAUCCCGUCCUUCUAGUGUGGCAACAUGUUCGACCCUUCCAGCCCCUCGGCCAUGGGACACACUGAGCACCGCUGUCUACGCCCUCCCGGACCAGCCACACCUGCCCCAGGGCCACAAGGACUUGAUUUCUCUAUAUGUCAUCAGUCAAACCUCAUGAGUGGUCACCGUGGUUAUGGGUCGGUGCCAGGAACCGAACACAUGGGCAGUGUUGAUGGCUCACGAUUCUCCACACCCCGUGGUGCAGGCAAACUGGGCAAGAAGCGAGCACUGUCCAUCUCCCCCCUGUCAGACUCUAGCAUUGACCUGCAGACGGUAAUCCGCACCUCACCCAACUCCCUCGUUGCGUUCAUCAACUCCCGCUGUGCCUCUGCCAGUGGCUCCUAUGGCCACCUCUCCAUCAGCACCAUCAGUCCAUCACUGGGGUACCAGAGUCCACCGGGUCAGCAGAAGGGCCAAGGCCACCUGUACAGCCACACACCACCACCACCACCACCAUGUAGCUCCCAUGAACAUCUGCCCACUCAUCCAGGACUCCUGCACCAUCCCCCGGCUUGUGGGACCCUCAAACACUGCCAGCAGCUAAAGUUGGAGUGGAGCCUGAGCAGCCCUCUGACUGUCAAAUACCCAGAGGAGAGAUCUGAAGGUGAUAUUUCCAGUCCAGCUUCCACAGGCACACAGGAUCCCUUACUGGGGAUGCUUGAUGUUAGAGAAGAUCUGGAGAAGGAGGAUGGGAAGCUCGAGUCUGAGACUGUGUAUGAAACCAAUUGCUACUGGGACAGUUGUGCCAAGGAGUUCGAUACGCAGGAGCAGUUGGUGCAUCACAUCAACAACGAGCAUAUCCAUGGAGAGAAGAAGGAGUUUGUGUGCCACUGGGCAGCAUGUUCCCGGGAACAGAGGCCCUUCAAGGCCCAGUAUAUGUUGGUGGUGCACAUGCGACGUCACACAGGCGAGAAACCUCACAAAUGCACGUUUGAGGGUUGUAACAAAGCCUACUCACGCCUGGAAAACCUCAAGACGCACCUGCGCUCACACACGGGUGAAAAACCUUACGUGUGUGAACACGAGGGCUGCAACAAGGCCUUCUCCAAUGCUUCUGACCGGGCCAAGCAUCAAAACCGCACCCACUCCAAUGAGAAGCCCUACGUGUGCAAGAUUCCAGGCUGCACCAAGCGCUACACUGACCCAAGUUCGCUGCGCAAACACGUGAAGACAGUGCACGGCCCCGACGCCCACGUCACCAAGAAGCACCGAGGGGACGUGGUGCCAGGCCGUCCACUGCCCAUCCUCAGCGGCCACCCAGAAAUGAAGCAGGAGAAAGAUACAAAUGGUCUCGCUGAGGCCCGAAAGGAUGACGGCAAACUCUUGGUGCCUGACUUGGGCUUGAAGCCGCAGCCCAGCCCAGGUGGACAGUCGUCGUGCAGCAGUGAACACUCCCCACUUGGCAGUACCACCAACAAUGACAGUGGGGUGGAGAUGGCGGGCAACGCAGGUGGGAGCUAUGAGGAUCUGUCCACACUGGAGGAUGCGGUGCCUGGUGAGCCCAUGGGCACCUCAGGGCUCAUGGCCCUCCACAAGCUAGAAAAUCUUCGUAUUGACAAACUGAAGCAGAUGAGGAAGCCAUCAGCUACCAAGGGCCUGAAUUUGCCAACCAUCCCUGGAGCCGCCCUACCUGGAGAGGUGCCCGGGAUCUCUGUGAGGCCACCAGCUGCCUCACACCGGCGCAUUGCGGAGCUGUCAGCAGCAGAGAUGGGUAUGCCACCGAACGAACGCCGGAGCAGUGCCACAAGUACCAUAAGCUCAGCCUACACGGUGAGCCGGCGCUCCUCCUUGGUGUCUCCAUACUUGACUGGGUCAUGUCCACCUGGCGAGGCAGGGACAAUGCCUGGUGGAGGAGGUCCAUCAGACAGCUACGACCCCAUCUCUCCGGAUGAGUCGCGACGCUCCGGUGAUACCAACCACUGUGGAGGGCUGCCAGGUGUGGGCAGCCUUACUCCAGCCCAGCGCUAUCGUCUCAAGGCUAAAUAUGCUGCAGCCACCGGUGGACCACCACCAACCCCACUGCCCAGCAUGGAGCGGAUGGCCAUGGGUGGCCACGGCAGCUUUCGUGGGGACUACCUUGGACCAGCUGAAUCCCGCUUCCUUGCAAAUGGCUUGCUGCGAAGGCACAGUUCCAAUGAUUUCCCUGGCUAUGCAGGCAGUGUUCCGCCUCACUUGGUGCCCCGGAAUGGUGUACGGCGCGCCAGCGACCCUGCCCGGACUGCAGCCAACCCUCACGCUGCACCCAAGGUGCAUCGUUUUAAGAGCAUGGGUAACGUCAAUGUGUCAGGAGUGGGCAGAGCUACUCUACAGCCCUUGGGUGGUUCUGAUGCCAACCUUCAGCGUCAUGUCUUCUCCCCACGCCCACCCAGCAUCAGUGAAAACAUCUUCCUGGAGAGCGUGAGCAUAGACAGCCCUGGUUCAGGCGUGGAGUCUGGCUUGCUAGAGAUGGAACAGUACUUCAACUACGCCGAGGAAAGCUUCCCAUGCCAGGGUACAGGGGUGGCACUCCAGUGUGAAGGCCUUUUCAGCAGCGCUCAGCGGACAACAGGGUGUAUGCAUCUCUACCCAGGAGGGCACGGGGACAUGGAGGAAGGCUUGCUUCAGUCCGAGUUCUCCCUCCCUCAGUGCCAAAUGAACCAGCACUUCCCAAGUAUGCAGGCUGGCAACGGGACCGUGUCAGCUCCUUGGGAUGAACCUUUCCAAGGCAACCUGGAGAUGAGUUCUGGGCAGUCAAAUGUCAGUGCCUCUGCUGCUGCCAUAUCUGGGUCACACUGUCACCAUCAAAGUACUGAGUACCUAUUACCCAAUUCCUGCGGACAACAACCCAAACUUGUGAGCUCAGGCCAGGGCGGUGGAUUUCCUGGGGGGUACCGCCUUAACCGACUACAGAUCAAAUCUGAGCAACGUUACCCAGCACCUGCCCCAGCACGUGCUCCCUGCCAGGACACCAAGCUUGCUGCACCCAUGCAGCCUCCUGCAUCAUUUGGCCAAGCCAUGAAUGUAGGGCCUGGUGGUUACCAGUCCGAGGAACGGGCACCAGUUGGUUACGUGGGGAUGUUGAGUCAGGGCACUAGAAGAGCCCAGACCCCCACCAUGCAGACCAAAGAAGUGAUGGUCCGUAGUUAUGUGCAGGCUCAGCAGGCUCUGAUGUGGGGAGACCAAGGAGCCUCCAAGGGAGAGAAGGCUGGCUUGGAGUUGGGCAAUGAACCUGGGCAGUGCCAAGCCAUGCAAACACCACCGUACCUCAGCCCCAAGUACUCUGGUUACCAAACUAAACCAGAUCACCUGCAACAUCUAGUAGAGACCCAACACCUCCUAACCAACCCGUGUUUCAACCCAGAGAUGGUGCCACACCCACCUGGUGGCCCUAAACCACCUGGUCACCAAAACAAUCUGAGCUAUGCAGGCAACCUGGAUCAGGCAAAUCGUUCCUAUGAGGGAGUGGAAGCCGCCUCUCGGCGUGUGCUUCGCUUGCCCCCAGCCCGCCCCACACCUGAGGGACCUGGGAAUGCCAACCUGUAUUACCCAAGCCAGGGCACACAUAUACAGAUGGAGAAAGGUGGCCAUAAGCUAUUGGGCCAAACGGCCGCGAGCUGUGGAGGUCCUGGGCGUUACGGUGGAAGCUUGGAAGGACUCAAAGGCAGCUCAUAUUACUCCCUGGAUUCAGGGGAGCAGGUGGCCAAUAGCCUGGACUCCCUGGACCUGGAGAACACGCACCUUGACUUUGCUGCCAUCGUGGAAGAUCCAGAGACGUCUGCAGAGCUGCCUGGCCCUGCUGGUGGCCUCUUGCUUCCUGCGUCUGGUGGUGCCAAUAUGGCUGUGGGUGAGAUGAGCUCCAUGUUGAGCACGCUGGCAGGGGAGAGCCAUUUCCUCAACUCCCUGUCCUAAUUAGGAUGCGCCGGACAUCAGGUGGGAAUGUCUGCAAACCACAUUUGGGCAGAGGUGUGAAAUCCCUUCUCACAUGCAGAUUUAUGCUUGGGGUGGGGUGGCAGGAGGUGGGGGGAAAACCACCCUCCUGAAGCCUCCGCUUCAGCCUGUGAGCGUCAGGCUCUUUUGGGAGAGGGACAUCGCUGGGUCCCAGAUACAGCUACAAUCCAUCAGGUGCUUCAGGUCACCUUUUUGUGCGGCAAAGUAGUUUUACUGAACCCUUCCAGUGCCUGGAACCUUUUCCUGCCUCUUCUAGAGCUCUGGACGAGUUAUCUCCGUGCAGCCUUAAUGUUGAAACCAAAGAGUUCCACCCUCCUCAACCCUGUGGGCAGGCCCCAUCGCAAUGUUCCCACUGCCUCCGUUAAAUCCCGGUCUUUGUAAUGACUCCAUGCCAUCACUCCUUGCUUGGCAAGGUCCGUCAUCCCCCCGCCCUGGUCCCCCGUCUUGCUGGAGGAGGGAGAAGGGAGAGGCAAUUCUCCACCGAAGGGACGACGGGGAGAUGCUGGAGCGCUUGGCACUGCCAGCAUUGCUCUGUACGUGGUGUGCACACGCGUGUGUUUCCGCUGGGGAUGUCACUGCAGCCUGCCUUUGGAUUUUUCUGUCUGAAAGAAACAGCAGUGCCGUCCCCUCCCAUUAAACCCUUUCUCAGGGGACUCUGUAG
Molecule: messenger RNA, 5305 nt
Organism: Cuculus canorus (common cuckoo)
Lineage: Eukaryota; Metazoa; Chordata; Aves; Cuculiformes; Cuculidae
Gene: GLI1
Product: GLI family zinc finger 1
Exons: 13
Coding region: 703-4605 (1300 amino acids)
Biological process (GO): regulation of transcription by RNA polymerase II; smoothened signaling pathway
Cellular component (GO): nucleus
Molecular function (GO): DNA-binding transcription factor activity, RNA polymerase II-specific; RNA polymerase II cis-regulatory region sequence-specific DNA binding
Source: RefSeq, a predicted model, not a curated record